AUGACGUUGAUGUAUGAUGAUGCUGAUGAUACACCGGACCCACCAAUCAAACCCACACCAGACCUACCAGCAAACCAGAACCCACCAGCACACCUGACCUACACCACUGGCCCCAGUACACCAGAACCCACCAGCACACCAAGACCUACAAUCACACCAGGACCUCACCAGACACCAGACCCAACAGCACACCGGGACCUACCAGCACACCCUGGACCCACCACACUGGGAAACACCAGCACACCAGAACCUACCAGCACACCAGGACCUACCAGCACACAAGGACCUACCAGACACCUGGACCCACCAGCACACCAGGACCUACCAGCACACCAGGACCCACCAGACCUACAAGCACACCAGGACCCACCGAGCACACCAGGGCCUGCCAGCACCGGGAGCCUACCAGCACACCGAACCUGCCAGCACACCGGGCCUGCCGGUACAGAACCUACCGGUACGCAGGGCCUACCAGCACCGGGGCCUGCCGCGCACCCGGGACCUACCAGCACACCAGAACCUACCAGCACACCGGGCCCCAACCAAACCUGCACACACACCAGGACCUACCAGCACACCGGGCCUGCCAGCACACAGACCCUGCCAGCACACCAGGACCUCCAGCACAUCCAGGACCUACCAGCACACCGGGACCUACCAGUACUGAGACCUGCCCACCAGGACACACCUUUUGAGACCUGCAGAACACCGGGACCUACCAGUACACCAGGACCUACCAGCACACCAGGACCUACCAGUACCAGAACCAGCCAUCGAGACCUGCAACACCAGGACCUACCAGCACACCAGGACACUGUUUUGAGACCAGACACACCAGGUUCUGGCAGGACCUGCAAACACACAGACACCAACACACCGAGACCCACAACACCAGGACCUACACCAGUACCAGGACACAGUACACCAGGACCCAACCUGCACAUACACUGGGACCUGCCAGCACACAGAACCUCCAGUACACGACCUGUUCUUGGAUUACAGACCACCAGUACACCAGAACCUCUUUUUCUUUAG
Molecule: messenger RNA, 1035 nt
Organism: Homarus americanus (American lobster)
Lineage: Eukaryota; Metazoa; Arthropoda; Malacostraca; Decapoda; Nephropidae
Product: mucin-2-like
Exons: 3
Coding region: 1-1035 (344 amino acids)
Source: RefSeq, a predicted model, not a curated record